CAGCUCACAGGCGGCGGAUCCUGGGUGGACCUAAAGUCAGCUGACAGCUGUGUGAUGCUAGCAGGUUAACCUCGGAGAUAAGUCAUUAUUUUGUGACUUAAUUAAUGAUGUGACCAACAGGAGGACAUUUGUUCAAAAAGAGAGCAACCAGCAGCAGUGUGUGUCCGGCAGCAGAGCUACGGUAGCAGUCUGCAUGGAGAAAGUUAAAGAGGCAUUUCUGUGUCCGGGGAAGCCUCUGUAGACCUGCCUUUACUGAGGUAAAUGCUGGCUAAAUGGCAAAAACGGACCAGGCCAAUGGACGCGAAAUGCGGGGCAACACGGAGAAGUGGACGGAUAAUGGGAAGGACAGCUCCGAGGGACCGGAGGGACCGGAGGGAGGCAGGCUGGUGGACAAGUACGGAUUCACGGGGGGAGCCCAGCAGCUUACCGGGAGCCUUGCUGAAGAGGUCCCUAUUGAGGUCUUGAGGCAGCGAGAGGCCAAAUGGCUGGAGAUGCUCAACAGCUGGGACAAGUGGAUGGCCAAGAAACACAAGAAGGUGAAAGAACGGUGUGAGAAGGGGAUCCCUCCAUCCCUGCGUGGCCGGGCCUGGCUCUACCUUACUGGGGGUAAAGUGAAAAGGGAGCAAAACCAGGGCAAGUUUCAGCUACUUGAUGACCUGCCGGGAGAUCCCAAGUGGGUUGAUGUCAUUGAGAGGGACCUUCAUCGACAGUUUCCUUUUCAUGAAAUGUUUGAAGCAAGAGGAGGCCAUGGGCAGCAGGAUCUGUUUCGUGUGCUUAAGGCUUAUACUCUGCAUCGACCUGAAGAGGGUUAUUGUCAGGCUCAGGCUCCCAUUGCUGCUGUACUCCUGAUGCAUAUGCCAGCCGAGGAUGCUUUCUGGGUUCUUGUCCAGAUCUGUGAAAAAUACCUUCCUGGAUACUACAGCACUGGGCUGGAAGCAAUCCAGCUGGAUGGAGAAAUCCUGUAUGCUUUGCUGCGGCAGGUCUCUCCCGUAGCCCACCGUCACUUAAAGAAGCACAAGCUGGAUCCCAUCCUGUACAUGACUGAGUGGUUCAUGUGUGCCUUCUCCCGGACCCUACCAUGGUCCUCAGUGCUACGAGUCUGGGACCUGUUCCUCUGUGAGGGAGUGAAGAUCCUCUUCAGAGUGGGCCUGGUUCUCCUGAAAUGCAUGCUGGGAUCCCAAGAGAAACUGAAGGCCUGCCAAGGUCUUUAUGAGACAAUGGAGCUUCUCCGAGCAAUACAGCCACAGUACAUGCAGGAAACCUUCCUAGUGCAUGAGAUUAUAGAGUUAUCAGUGUCCGAAAAAGACAUUGAAAAGGAACACCUCUCUCAGCUGCGGCGCUGGAAGGAGACACAUGGAGAGCUACGUUGCAAGUCCCCUCCAAGGAUGCAUGGUGCUAAGGCCAUAAUGGCUGCGGAACCACCCAGCAGACAGGAUCUCAGACAGAGACCUACCAUCAUCGUAGCGUCUCCGCUGGCACCCAAGACAGGUGGAGUACGAGCAGAGGAAGAGAGGGAAAGUAGAAAGACUGAAGAGGAAAAUGGGAAUACAGUUCUUCUACCACAGGAGCCAUUGAAUCCUAAUCAUGCUCCCAGUGACCCGUCACAACUCCUCAAGAACAUUACCGUACACGGGUCCAGAGAGAGCAUGAGUAGUACAGAACAUGAUACUUACCUGUAGCAGGUGGACACCAGUUUACAUACAUAAAUCAUUCCAGCUGUACUUUAGCACUGACUGCUUCUUAUACCUUUUCCUCUCACAAUUUUUCAGUGACGAGGUUAAACAUUUUAAGUGCAUAGCAUUUGUGACUGGGAGUUUUCUUAUUUUUAUAUUCUUAUAACUCCAGAAACAUGUCAAGCGGAAAAACUUAUUUCCAUUAUUCAGACCAGGAAGAUGCUGCACUAAUACGAAUGUCAUUGUUGGUGUCAUUUAAUUCUUAUAGGUUGUUAGUUCUUAGACCUUUUUAACAAAGUAAUACAGCUCUGAAAAUUUGGCCUGUGAAAAAAAAAUAAUUAAAAUGUAGAAUACAGACAUGUUGUCUCCAGGGACUUUAGAGAACAUCAGUUAAGUUUUAACUUGUGAGAAUAUAAAGUCAAUAGCUUCAAAGUGCCGGACGCUUAGCGACGUACACUAAUGGUUAACGGAUCCUGCUGCUGUUCUUCAAAGCAGUGCGCUUUUGUUUAGUAAGUUUGGCUUUCUCUUUACUUAUGAGUGCUCUUGUAGAGCGCCUGGCCUUUAGUCUUCCUCUUGGCCUACAUUAGUCACUACGUUGCCUUUUCAGAAAUUUGUAUUUAUCGUUUAUUGCUUUGUUAGUCUCAGUUAUCCUCACAAAUUUGCUAAUGCACAGUUUAUCAGGCUGUAUUGACUUUUGCUGGGUCAUAUACGUUGUCUUUACUGUCCCCGAACACAAGGGGGCGUCCUGACAUCGUUCUCAGUAU
Messenger RNA from Cololabis saira (Pacific saury), 2437 nucleotides. RefSeq names its product TBC1 domain family, member 10Ab (gene tbc1d10ab). The transcript has 9 exons. Bases 273 to 1679 code for a protein of 468 amino acids. The record is from RefSeq and is a predicted model, not a curated record. Lineage: Eukaryota; Metazoa; Chordata; Actinopteri; Beloniformes; Belonidae.